Messenger RNA from Eurytemora carolleeae, 640 nucleotides. RefSeq lists its product as uncharacterized. The record is from RefSeq and is a predicted model, not a curated record. Lineage: Eukaryota; Metazoa; Arthropoda; Copepoda; Calanoida; Temoridae. The transcript has 6 exons. Bases 46 to 612 code for a protein of 188 amino acids.
UAAUUGAUUCUUGAUAAGUAUCUAUACUGUAUCAAACCUAGAAAAAUGGAUAUUUCUGUGAUUUUACUUUCACUUAUUACAAUGUGUUUAAGUUUAUCAAGAAACUCAAAUGAUCCCCUCAUUCUAACCGGAGAAAUUAUAGAUGUUGAGAAUUAUACAAUCAUUGGACAUCACAACUACAUCAACGGAAGUAAAAACGAGAUCCACGGUUAUAAAUCAGUCAUUAAAUCAGACUUCUCAAUCAUUCGGGGAUCAAGAAACAAAAUAGACGGAAGGUGUAACACGAUUUUCGGAGAUUUUAACGUAAUACUCGGAGAACGGAACCUGGUGGCCGGAAGUAAUAAUAAGAUAUGUGGACUGGCAAAUGGUGUCACUACUCAGGGUAAAAACAACCAGUUCAUGGGUACACUUACUGUCGAUAAGGGAAUAAAUACGACAUUUGAAAUCAGCAGCAAUUGCUUGCUUCCGGCAGAAUAUCCCACACACAUAAGAAUAUGCAAAAAUCAACAGAGGACAAUGCAAGAAGCGUUAAGAAGAAGUGGGGUUCCUGGGUUGCAAAAUCUUUCUCUUCUAUCUGAAUUAAUCCUUAUAAUAUCAGUUCUUAUUAUAUAAAAAAAAUAUAAGGAGUGCUAGCAAAACA